AUGGUUCAAUGUGACGUGUGUGAUGAAUGGUACCAUUAUACUUGUGUCGGUGUUACACAGGAUAUAGAACAUGAAGACUGGAGUUGUCAAGAAUGCAGAAACGCGCAGACAACACAGCAAAAUCUAAAUCAAGAUGAAAUACCGACAACAAGCAAAGAAAAAUCAGCGAAAGAAUCAAACCUUAAACCACCAUCAAAAGCGGGGUCGAUCAAGUCGUUAGGAUCUAAACACCAAACGAAAGCUCUUCUAGAACUUCAACUGAAGAAAUUAGAAGAGGAACAUGCGUUGAAAAAAGAAGAAAUUAAACUGAAACUAGAAAUGCUAGACAAACGAUUUCACAUUCUAGAACAAAUGAAUGAUGUCAAUAAUUCAGAAAUAGAUGAGCAGGAUGCUACAUCAAAAGUAAACGAAUGGUUACAUGACAAAAGCAAUAUAUCCCAACGUGAAUGCAGACACGAAUGCGCUCUUGAAGCUCAAGCAGGUGCUGGCAACUAUACUGUAAAUCAACAACAUGAACAACAGUUUAUACCAGAAGAGCGAUCAACACCCAAACAUCACGAACGUGAUUCAUCACGAGUUCUGAGAUCCGCUGAUUAUGAUAGAUUGACGCAAGAUCAGUUAGCAGCGCGUCAGGUAGUGCCUAAAGACUUACCGAAAUUUUCUGGCAACCCAGAGGAGUGGCCCAUGUUUUUUUCCACUUACGAAAGCACUUCGAAUAUGUGUGGAUAUAGAAAUGAUGAAAAUAUGAUCAGACUCCGGAACUGUUUGAAAGAUGAAGCAUACGCUGCUGUUCAAAGUUUUUUAAUGCAUCCAUCUACCCUACCCAAAGCAAUUUCCGUUCUAAAAUUAAGAUUUGGUCAACCUCAUACAAUAAUAAAUACUUUGAAGAAGAAGAUUUCUGCUAUGCCAUCUGUGAGGCCCGAUGCAAUGGAUAAGCUAAUUGAUUUUGCUUUAGCGGUACAAAACCUCUGCGCAACCAUCGAAGCAUGUCAAUGCAAAGAGUACAUGAAUGAUGCAUCAUUUCUUCAAGAACUCAUUGGUAAACUUCCACCAACUCUUAGAUUGGAAUGGGCCAGAUCGAACCGAACUGUAGUACAAGGGAGUUUAGAAAUAUUCAGCUCCUGGAUGUAUUCGAUUGCUGAAGAUGCCUGUCUUAUAGUUGAACCGAAGCAUAUGAACGAUCGAGUUCAUCAAACCGAUCCCAAGAAGGGCAAAACAUAUAUAAACACUCACUCGGAGCGUCCAUCUUCGACGGAUGCAUCGACACAAUACACUUCGAAUACUAACAUAGCGACGGAACGAUCGAAGAUUGAAACCUGUAUCGCUUGUAAAGGAAACUGCGAAUCACUAGAAAAAUGCACACGUUUUAACACACAAAGCUACGACGCUAAAUGGGGUUUAAUUCGUGAAGCUAGAUUAUGCCGAAAAUGUCUCCGACAGCACAAAGGCGGUUGUUACUCGAAACCGUGCGGUAUUAAUGGCUGUACAUUUAAGCACCAUCCGUUAUUACAUAAGCAAUGGUCACCUCGAUACGAUACAAAUCAUGUGGAUAAUGAAAACCAAUCUGAAGCUCAAAACUGUCACACUCAUCAGCUGUCAACCAAUUGUACGCUACUACGUUAUUUGCCUGUGGUACUUCAUGGCGUCGAUAAAGAUUUACGUUGUUACGCCUUCCUGGAUGAGGGUUCUGGUUCGACACUCCUGGAUAAAAAAGCAGCGAGUAUCUUAGGGCUGCAAGGAGAAAUCAAGCCCCUAUGCCUGCAGUGGACUGGCGGAAUGCAACGCUAUGAGGCGAAUUCACAAAAAGUCAGUUUAGACAUUUCAGGUUGCGACAAGAAAAGAUACAAUUUGGAGGACGUGCGUACCGUCGAGGAUCUCCGGUUGCCGUUCCAGACGCUAAAUGUGUCUGAGUUGAAGGAUAAGCAUAGUUAUUUACGUGAUUUACCAAUCGAAUCUUAUGAGAAUAUUAGACCAAACAUAUUGAUAGGAUUAAAACACGCAAACGUUAUGUUGGUGCGCAAAAGUCGCGAAGGAAACAAUAAUCAACCUAUUGCUAUUAAAACUCGCCUUGGAUGGACUGUCUAUGGCGGAAACUCGAAUGACGUCGAACUGCACAUGAUACAUUAUUCUUUUCACGUUUCUCCAUGCUCAUGCAACACCCACGAUAACUUACAUCAAACGGUGAAACAAUAUUUUUCUCUAGAAGCCAUGGGGAUUACGAAGCCAAGUCAAUCAUUAAUGUCUAACGAAGAUAAACAUGCAUUGCAUCUACUCGAAUCUCUUACCCAGUUUAGUGGUGAGCGAUACGAGACAGGGUUAUUGUGGCGACAUGACGAAAUUAGGCUUCCGGACAGUAAAGCUUUAGCGCAGAGACGGUUAUACUGUCUUGAAAAAAGAAUGGAAAAAGAUCCGGAACUGAAACGCAUCAUGCAAGGAAAGAUAGCUGAAUACAUAGAGAAAAAAAUACAUCCGGAAAUUAACAGAUGA
Molecule: messenger RNA, 2487 nt
Organism: Toxorhynchites rutilus septentrionalis
Lineage: Eukaryota; Metazoa; Arthropoda; Insecta; Diptera; Culicidae
Exons: 1
Coding region: 1-2487 (828 amino acids)
Source: RefSeq, a predicted model, not a curated record